Molecule: messenger RNA, 736 nt
Organism: Striga asiatica
Lineage: Eukaryota; Viridiplantae; Streptophyta; Magnoliopsida; Lamiales; Orobanchaceae
Source: the annotation of a GenBank genome assembly
GCUACAUGAUUACAUGGCUGAUCUUGCAAGCAAGUAUAAGACUUACCGAAUAAUCACCCCUUUCCGGAACAAAAUCUUCACAUCUGACCCAGCUAACAUCGAGCAUAUACUCAAAACUAAUUUUCAGAAUUAUGGCAAGGGAUGGUACAAUUACUGUAUCUUAAAAGAUUUACUGGGCGAAGGCAUUUUCACGGUUGAUGGCGAAAAGGCUCUAAGGGAUAUUAGCAGCACAGUUUUCAAAGAAAAUGGCAUUAAACUUGCCAACAUUAUUUCUCAAGCUGUGACUUCUAAUCAACCAAUGGAUAUCCAAAACCUUUUCAUGAAAUCAACUAUGGAUUCAAUAUCUAUGAGAUAUGUCGAAAUUACGUGGAAGAUAAAGAAGGCUUUGAACAUUGGUUCGGAGGCAAAAUUGAAGAAGAAUAUCGGGAUUAUUGACAAGUUCGUUUAUAAGCUCAUACAUAGCAAGACGGCAGAAAUGGAACAAGUUCAAGAUGAUCAUUCGGAUUUGAAGAAAAAAGACAUACGUACAAGAUUUCUAAAGUUACUGAGAGCCGAUCCAAACUUCGUAAUUGCCGGUAAAGACACAACAGCAUCAACCCUGUCCUGGUUUUUCUACAUGCUCUGCAAGCAUCCUCUCGUUCAAGAAAAGGCAUCCCGAGAAAUUAAACGAGCAGUGGCCUCACUCAAUUAUGAGCAAACCAAUUUUUUUAUUCUUUUUUCUUUUCAAAACCAAAUC